Messenger RNA from Geodia barretti, 1670 nucleotides. Lineage: Eukaryota; Metazoa; Porifera; Demospongiae; Tetractinellida; Geodiidae. The record is from the annotation of a GenBank genome assembly.
UAUAUAUACACUCCCUUGCGACUGCUUGUCUCUACCGGCAAUCCAAGCGUGUAUGCUACGAGUGACCGUAAUGUUUACACCCAGCCACACGGCGGAGGAUCAGUCCGUCUCUUUUGCCGGAUCAAGGCUCAUACUACCGUGCAUAAGUGUGGGUAACGUGGGGCAGCUGGCCGUGGACCUCCUGAUCAACACCCUACGGCUACCCAGAGCUGGACAUCUCCACCAUCCCUCUCUCCUCCCACUGGCUGGCUCAGGAGCCUACUCCCACACCUCUGGUCUCCUCCACACUGCAGCUGAAGUUUAUCACAGCUCAGAGCUAAAAAUCACCGUUGUUCAGAUGAGGACACCAGUUGCAAAGGUAAACGUAUUCUUCAUACGUUGUGUUAGUGCCUGUUGUCGACUGCAGGGCAGGAGUCGGGAGUUCUGUGAUGCUUUCUUGCAGUGGGUUCAGUCCAGUUCGUUCUCAGACACUGUUCUACUCACCAGCUCUCAUGCUCACGAGAGAAUAGACUCUCAAAUUCAAGGGACUCCACUUCGCUACGUCUUGUCUCCCAGUGUGUCGUCCUCUCUCCACUCACAUCUCUCUGAGGACCUCGACUGGUCUUCUCUGGAACCUCGCAGCAGCAGCAGUAGCAACACCGCUCCUACCACCUCUUGUAUCUCCCACAGAGACAGAUGGCACACCUGGGGUAUUGGACAAAUCUCAACUCUUUUUCCCCGGCUCAGGUCUGGCCAAGAAACUCUAUCUCAAAUGGUCCAGUGAGGGUGUUCCAAUGGUGGUUCUGGUCCUGUUCUCCUACCAGGGAGACAACGUGAAGGAGGCUCUCCAGCUGGCCACCUCUCUUGACUCCUGGCUUCACCUCAGAGACUCCUCUUCAAUCCUGAAAGACAAGAAAGCCUGGCAUCCCCCACCUUCCUGGGACCUGAUGUAUGGUGGACCUUCUCCACACUCGCUGUUCUAGCUACAGAACUAUUUUGUGCUGUAACGUACACACGCGCUUAUUUUAAUUAAUGCCUAAGCGCUCAUGCGCAUAAAUAUUGCUGCGAUUAUAAUGGCGGCUCACGCGCUCGCUCGAACCUACCCGAUUCCCCAAAGUCCGGAAGGCGAAGAGCGUUUCGCCACCCUAGCUCUAGUGAAGAACGUCACCAACUGUACCCAUCUCAGAAGCCAAGCCUCGGCUGGUCUUAUUGAGGCGGCGCUGCUCAACCCCAGGCUGUUAUGCAGCGAGUUUCAUGUCCUGACGGCAGUCAACAAAGCGGUGAUGAAACGAGCUGACAAUCAGAUGAAGACUAAGAACAUCUACUCUGAGGUUAUCUACAAUCUCUCGUCCUCUACUAAUAUAUCAGAUUCAUUCAAGAACUUUGGAAUCAGUGAUGACUGCACCGAUGUGUUGGUGGUUUUACUGAUUUCAGAUCCAGUACGUAACGCCAAGGUGAAUGGUGUCUUGGGAAUAAUAAAUGGAGAAGUCGUGUCACUAGAAAACAUUGCAGAGAUGAAUGAUGCAGAUGCAAUCAAAAAGGUGUACAAGAUAUCCAAAGAAGAGUGUGCCAUUUCAUCUCUGGAGAACUCAGUAGCCACAAGGAUUGCAACUAGAGAUGUCCUGUGAAUUGUAUCACACACACAUUUGAGCACACGGACGUGGUGGUAUAGCUAACACACUAUGAUGUGA